AUGACCCUGCCAGGCACCGACUACAUCAACUUCGGCUUCGACACUGACAUGGCAGACAAACAGCCAGUGCAGCAGCAACAAGACAGACUCUCGACCUCCCCUCAACGCCGCAAUCUUGACUUCUUCACCAGCCCAACGAACGCGAGAAAAGUCCGCAGUUUCAUGAAUGCUGCCCCUCCUGCCAUCGUGGCAACUCCGCACAGCCAUCUGCAACCCACCAGCUGCCCGACUAGCAUGCCGCUUCAGUCGUUCGCCGGGCCGAGUAGCCGUUCUCCCACCCGAUACGCUCCUUACAGCCGUCGACCAGCCACCACUGGCCCCUCGCCACCACCAACAGUCACGCCUGCGGCACAGCCCUCCUCUCCUCACGGCAGAUCCCCACCCAGUCCCCGACGCUUUCUCUUUCCACCGACCGAGCAGGAGCAGCCCCCACCGCAGCCAGAGACACACUCAUCGCCUCCCCGCUAUCUAGUCUGCAAUCUUUGUAUAUUGCCUUUCAUGCCCUCGGCGGAGACGAUCCGGCCGGAUGUCCAGGGGCGUGCUUACUGCAGUUACUGCAUUGGUGUGGUGGCGAAUCGCAUUGUGAAGGAGCAAAAGGAGCGGGUGUAUGGAGUUGCCGAGGACGAGACAGAGCGGAGUGGAGAGGUGGAGGAGGGUGGAGAGGGUGUUGGAGCCGGCGAGCAGGAGUCCACGCGUGGGAAUGCUCAAGACGUUGAUGAGCAUGGCGAAAUGGCGAAUGUGGAUAAGGCGAAGGGUAAGGCAGUCGAGCCAGAGGACGAGGUCGGAGGGGUGGGCGAUAUGGAUUGGGCAUUCGAUUUUCAGGGUUAUGGGUCAGGCGCCGGCGUUGACUAG
Cyphellophora europaea CBS 101466 is the source of this 852-nucleotide messenger RNA. RefSeq lists its product as uncharacterized. Bases 1 to 852 code for a protein of 283 amino acids. The transcript has a single exon. The record is from RefSeq and is a predicted model, not a curated record. NCBI's taxonomy places the organism in Eukaryota, Fungi, Ascomycota, Eurotiomycetes, Chaetothyriales, Cyphellophoraceae.